CGGAAAUACCGACCACUUUUUUCACUUAAUUACCAUAUUCACAUUCCUUUUUCUCGCCAAAAUAAUCUAAGGAAUCGCGCUUUUAAAGAUGUUCCCCCUAAAAUCCAAACCGGACUACUUCUCUCCUUUACCAGCGGAACAACAUUUAAUCUGUUCGCCGCCUCACUCAGACGAUCGAUUCUUGGCGGAAGAACACAAGAUGGCUAGAGCAACAUCGGAAAGAGAUCCCUAGAGUUUGUAACGGAGACUGAGAAGUGAAAGAAAAAAAAUUAGCCACAGCUUAUUUACAUUUCUUUCCCCUUACCGACAUGAUCUGCAUGAUUGGUCACUCUGUGUCCACCUGCGUGCAAAGUGUCCACUCCAUCAGUUCUUACCUCCUGAAACAUUUACUCCUGACCGAAGGCAUACUGAAAAAUUCUGUCCCUUCCUUGAACGCAGCUGGCCACUCCAACGCUCAUAAUUUAAGCCUCAACAUGUCCACUGAUGAAAUCAAUCAGCAGACAGUACAAACAUUAUCCCUACCUGAGGAACAACAGUGGCUGGAAACAGAUCGCAACACUUUCAUAACCAAAAGAAUCCAAGAUAUUGUUCAAUCCUUCCAUUACAGAACAGAAAAGGCUAAAGAAAAACUAGUACAGCCACCAACACCUUCACCAUCUCCACCACCUGAAACUUCCAGUGAAUAUGAGAUGACGCCUAUCAACAAGCCUCGUUUAAGGCUUCAAUCUCUAAUAGAGGAUGACAAAAUAUCUGCCGACCUUCACAGUCUGAGUAUGAAAAUUUUGUGCUGCACAAUCAAAAAGAAAUUCAUUCCCGUCUUUCCCACCAUCAUUGAUCCUCAAAGUAAAUUGUACAUUUCGUGGUUAUUCCUUGUCAUGGUGAGUUAUUCGUACAAUGCCUGGUCCAUCAUUUUACUUUCGGUGUUUCCUUAUCAAACAGCAGAAAACAAGCCUAUUUUCCUUGCAUUUGACUAUAUUGCUGACAUCAUCUACCUCUUAGACAUCGCACUCUUCAAAGUACGGCUGCAGUUCCUUCACGAUGGAUUUUGGGUGGAAGAUUAUCAGCGAACAAAAAAGAAUUAUUUUAAGAAAAGAGAAUUUAAGUUGGAUUUGUUCGCGUUGCUUCCUUUAGAUCUUUGUUAUUUCAUUUAUGGAGUAAAUCCUUUAUUUCGUCUCCCUCGCCUUUUAAAGGUUCAAACCUUUUGGGAAUUUUUUAAUCGUGUAGAUGCUGUUACAAAGACGCCUUAUGUGAUAAGGAUAAUUCGUACCUUGAUGUACAUGAUGUACCUGAUCCACUUGAAUGCUUGUGCCUAUUACGCCAUGUCCCUCUGGGAGGGGAUUGGCUCCAAUAAAUGGGUAUUCCAAGGAGUUGGAAAUGCUUACAUACGUUGUUUUUAUUUCGCUACAAAGACCGCAACGUCCAUAGGAAAAAAUCCAAAGCCUGAAAAUGAAAUUGAAUAUAUAUUCAUGACUAUAUCAUGGCUCAUGGGUGUCUUCAUAUUCGCUUUUCUAGUUGGGCAGAUUCGUGAUAUAGUGGCAACAGCAACUCAGGGAAGAACGCAGUACAGACAGUUGAUGGAUCAAACAGUCAUGUAUAUGAGGAACUUGAACCUUCCUGAUGAAUUGCAGAGGAGAGUAAGAAUGUGGCUCAAUCAUAACUGGGAACAACAAAAGACUUUCGAUGUAAGCAAGAUUUUAGAUACUCUUCCGAGAAAAAUGAAGACGGAUAUAGCUAUCAAUGUGCAUUAUAAAACGUUAGUUAAAGUUCAACUUUUCAAGGAUUGUGAUAAAGCCCUCCUCAGAGAUUUAGUGCUGCAACUUAAACCUGUACUGUUUCUGCCUGGUGAUUAUAUAUGCAAGAAGGGUGAAGUUGGAAAGGAAAUGUAUAUUGUAAAUAAAGGAAUGGUAGAAGUCCUAGGGGGUGACAAGGGAGAAUUGGUGCUAGCAACGUUGACAAAAGGAAGUGUUUUCGGUGAAAUAAGUUUACUUGGAAUUCCAGGUUGUAACAGGAGAACUGCUGAUGUUAGAAGCAAAGGAUUUUCCAAUCUUUUUGUGCUUGGUAAAGACGACUUAUGGGAGGCUCUGAAAAACUACCCGGAAGCUCAAAAGGUUCUGAGAAAGAAAGCAAAGAACAUUAUAAAGGAAAAUGAAGCGAGAGUAAAAUCUAAUAAAUCACCUGAGGAAGAACCAGCAAUACAAAAUGAACAAGUAAAACAAGAAGAUGCGCCAACAAGUACUCCUAAAUUAGUUCGAACAGUAUUACAAAUGCUUCCAAAAUCAGCUCACCGAGUUCAGCCGCAAGCAAAUCCUUCUGCAACAGGUUUGUUUUUAAACAACACAGAUGACACAACCUCGAAGCAUUCUACUAUUAUCAAAACAGCAGAAAAUGUGUCGAUAGCCACAAUAGAAAAUAACGAAGUAUACAGCAAAGAAAAUACCCCAGCAAAUAAAUCAAAAACGCGUUCAAUGAGUGACGGUAAUUUAUUGAGACAGCCUGCAUUCAAGAAAAUAACCAAAGAAAAAUCUUCAAAUCUGUUGUCUUCGCAAAGAGCUUCUUCAGCAAAAUCCGAGCCAUGCACCUACUUCCAUCCAAAUUUCGCUGACGAUAAUUGCAAUAGUUCCAGAAACAUUUCUAAUCCCCUUAGGUAUCGAAAGUCGUUAUCAAGAGAAAACAGUAUCGAUUUUUCACAUAGACACCAACGUUCUUUUGAUCACCUAAAUUUGACCUCAGAAGAAAACUUUCAAUCAUUUGCUUUUCGAAACCAAUACGGUGAACGAUACUUUAAAGAUGAUUCAUUCGAUAACUCCAGCGAAGUGUGCAGCACUAGCACUCAAAAACUGGCGAUGGACAACAGUGACGAAGAUAACUCCUAUCUCUGUUGGACAUCUAGUUCAUCGUCAAUACCAUACUUGGGUGAGCUUUUCCAACAAGGCAGUACCGAAACACACAUUUCAACAAAAAGAAGUUCCUUGGAAGCAUCAACAUCUAAAAUUCGCAAAGAAAGCAUCGUUAAUCCAGAUUUAUUGAACAACACUGCUUCAGAUCACAGCAGCUCUUCCUCAAUACCGUGUCUCAGCCAUUUCUUUCAAAGUGAUAACAGCAGUCAAUCCAGCAGUAACAAGGAUAUUCCGCUAUCACCUAUUAUCAGACACGAAACAAUAAAUACCAUCCACAGACCAGGUAGUUCUACCAGCAAUAGCAGCUCAGUGGGAUACGAUAAUUUGGGUUAUGUACCUGCAAGUAUUCUGUCCAGAAGAUCGUCUAUUUUAAGCGACAUAUCAGGAUGAAGUCACCUUAGACCUUUUCUUAUUUAACAGACAGUAUUUUCCCUGGGAGGCAUUAUUAAGCGAUGGCUUAGAAAACGCACACUGUUCUCAUGUUAAUGAUGCAACGUUUUUAACACAGUUUGUUGAUUUUAGAUAGCCUUUUAAAUCUUGCAAUAAAAUAAACACUGAACAAA
Parasteatoda tepidariorum (common house spider) is the source of this 3460-nucleotide messenger RNA. It is a transcript of the gene CngB, whose product is annotated as Cyclic nucleotide-gated ion channel subunit B. NCBI's taxonomy places the organism in Eukaryota, Metazoa, Arthropoda, Arachnida, Araneae, Theridiidae. Gene Ontology annotation, molecular function: protein-containing complex binding; intracellularly cAMP-activated cation channel activity; cGMP binding. The record is from RefSeq and is a predicted model, not a curated record. Gene Ontology annotation, biological process: monoatomic cation transmembrane transport. Gene Ontology annotation, cellular component: plasma membrane; intracellular cyclic nucleotide activated cation channel complex.